Molecule: messenger RNA, 1162 nt
Organism: Parasteatoda tepidariorum (common house spider)
Lineage: Eukaryota; Metazoa; Arthropoda; Arachnida; Araneae; Theridiidae
Gene: BI-1
Product: Bax Inhibitor-1
Biological process (GO): negative regulation of RNA splicing; negative regulation of apoptotic signaling pathway; negative regulation of endoribonuclease activity
Cellular component (GO): mitochondrial membrane
Molecular function (GO): enzyme binding
Source: RefSeq, a predicted model, not a curated record
AAUUUUGUUUUCAUUUGUGAUAGAUGACGUCAUUAUCUUUCGACUUAAGUUACGUGUGCUAAGUUAGAAAACAGGCUUAUUUCCUCAUCCUUGUUCGAAGUCUAGAAUUUGCUAGAGUUCUUUUACGAGUUAGUUUGGCCUUCGAGGCUGAUUCUUUAAUAAAAUUGUUUAACUGUUUUUUUUCGAAAUGUCUACACCAAGUAUGGAUUCGUUUUUCAGGACUCUAAAUCUUAAAAUGGUGGUUUUUUGAGUGCCAUUGGCUCAUUUGGAUGUAUGAUGGCUUUAAUGAGUACAAGAGAUGAUGGGAAAAAUACUACCACUAGAUUAGGAUUGCUUUUAGGAUUUGCUUUCCUUUCUGGUCUUGGAUUGGGUCCUCUUUUGGAGGCUGUUAUUUCUGUUGAUCCCGCAAUCAUUCCAACUGCAUUCUUUGCAACAUGUCUGAUCUUCACAUGUUUUUCUCUUGCUUCUGUCUUUGGAGACCAGCGCAGAUUCAUAUAUCUUGGAGGAACAUUGAUGUCUUUGUUAUCUGUGCUGAUGAUUGGAGGUAUCUUAAACAUCUUUAUGGGCUCAUAUAUUUUAUUUAAGGCUCAGAUUUACAUUGGUUUACUGGUGAUGUGUGCAUUCAUCGUAUAUGACACUCAAGUAAUCAUGGAGAAACGUCGCAUGGGUGAAAAGGAUUACAUUUGGCAUUCAAUCUGUUUGUUUAUUGAUCUUAUUCAAGUAUUCCGUUAUCUUCUUGUCAUUCUGACUGAUAAAGAAAGCAACAAAAAGAAAAAGUAAUCAGAAAAGGCCUUUUGAAAGCCCUUCUUAUAUAUAUAUAUUAUAUUAUUUGGUAGCACUUUCAUAGUUAUGUAUUUCAAUCUAUAUUUAAAAAAAAAUGUCAUCUUUGAGUGUUAUAAUGAACUUUUUAAUGUCUUGAAAUCUUAUAUUAUUUAGAGUUCUUUUUUUAAUGAAGUGCACACUUGUAUUUGGAAUAAAUAAAAAAAAACCUACUGACGUGUCUGGUUUUUAAUAUAUGUAAUUAUAGCUGUUGCAUUCUGAAUAUUUGCUUCGACAAUUUUUAAAACUAUAAAUGUGCUCAAUGUUAUGUUUACUUAUAAUUGUAUCUGAGUAUUUUUUUGGUCUUUGUAUAAAUUUAUCAAUAAAGUUAUAUUAAUUUUUC